AUGCCUGAAAGGACAAGCUCGCCUAGCCAUGGUUCACGUACAAUGACGAUUGACCCGGCACAAGAGGACUAUGCAGAUGAGAACACUGACAGUGGUGAAGACGACGUGGGGAUACUACGACUUCGAGGUGAUAUGUCAGCAAGACGACCACGAGCUAUCCAAUGGGAUGAAAGUGUCGUUGAUAAUGAGCACAUGAAUAAAAAAAAGUCGAAAAUUUGUUGUAUAUAUCAUCGACCGCGAGCUGUGGGGGAAUCCUCGGAUGAAGAAAGCAGUAGUGAUAGCAGCAGUAGUAGCAGUGACAGCAGUGACAGCGACAACGAUCAUAGCGACCAUUGUGAUCAUCAUCAUCAUCAUCAUCGUCAUCAAAGCAAGAAGAAAAAGAAGAAAAGAAAUCCAAGAGAAGCGAGUCCCAAUGCAUAUGAACGACAACCGGUUUAUAAAGAUCGACGUUGA
Molecule: messenger RNA, 453 nt
Organism: Lichtheimia ornata
Lineage: Eukaryota; Fungi; Mucoromycota; Mucoromycetes; Mucorales; Lichtheimiaceae
Exons: 3
Coding region: 1-453 (150 amino acids)
Cellular component (GO): nucleus
Molecular function (GO): protein serine/threonine phosphatase inhibitor activity; protein phosphatase 1 binding
Source: RefSeq, a predicted model, not a curated record